AUCUGAUAAAAGACCCACUUGUCAUAUAACUAUUGCAUUGAAAGAUCUUGAAUUUGAACCACUUGACAGAUAUAUGCUGCGCCCAAAACCAAAAAACACCGGAUGGCUAGGAUGGCUAAAAAAGGGAUAAAUAAGAACACAAAUAUGACAUAUCCUAAUAUAUAGUAGUGGAGGAUUAUGGGACAAAAAAUAAAUCCACUUGGUUUCAGACUUGGUACAACCCAAAGUCAUCAUUCUCUUUGGUUUGCACAACCGAAAAAGUAUUCGAAGGGUCUACAAGAAGAUAAAAAAAUAAGAGACUGUAUCAAGAAUUAUGUACAAAAAAAUAUGAGACUAUCUUCUGGUGUCGAGGGAAUUGCACGUAUAGAGAUUCAAAAAAGACUGGAUCUAAUUCAGGUGAUAAUCUAUAUGGGAUUUCCUAAAUUAUUAAUUGAAGAUAAGCCACGAAAACUCGAAGAACUACAGAUGAAUGUGCAAAAAGAACUUAAUUGUAUGAACCGAAAACUCAACAUUGCUAUUACAAGAAUUGGAAAUCCUUAUGGGCACCCUAAUAUUCUUGCCGAAUUUAUAGCCGGACAAUUAAAGAAUCGAGUUUCAUUUCGAAAGGCAAUGAAAAAGGCUAUUGAAUUAACUGAGCAAGCGGAUACAAAAGGAAUUCAAAUACAAAUUGCAGGGCGUAUCGACGGAAAAGAAAUCGCACGUGUCGAAUGGAUCCGAGAAGGUAGGGUUCCUCUACAAACCAUUGGAGCGAAAAUUGAGUAUUGCUCUUAUAGAGUUCGAACUAUCUAUGGGGUAUUAGGAAUCAAAAUUUGGAUAUUUAUAGACGAAGAAUAAUAAGAAUAAGACUCUACUUGUCUUUACGUUCUAUUCUGCGAUAGAACAAAAAAUGACAAAUUCUUUGAUUUUUUGAUUGAACAUAAAAAUCAAAAAAUGAGCAGUUCUAAAUUCUAUAAGGUUAAAUAAAAAUUUGAUUGAUCAUUUGAUAUAAUUGCUAUGCUUAGUGUGCGACUCGUUGGGUUUUUUAGGCUUAGGAUUCAAAAAAAAUGGGCGGACCACAGUAUAAGCUAAUAACUAUAGCACUAAUAACCAACUCAUCGCUUCGGAUUAUCUGGAUCCAAAGAAUCAGUCAAGAUAUGAUAUAUUGGUCAUAUCAUUAUAGCAACUGAAUUUUUUUUGCAUUAAGUAAAAGACAAAACCAAUCUGAUUAUGAAUAGAUCGAAAUUGUGAAGCAAAAUAAAAAGUAUGUGGAUAAAUAGAAGGAUGAGAGAAAGAGAGAAACAGAAAUAGCAAUGAAAUGAUAUAGGAUUCCAAUAUGUAAGGUCUAUGAAGCAUCUCAUAAAGAGCAAUGUAAUAGAGCAUCAAUAGAGAUUCAUCAAUAAUUAGAUGAAUAUCUGUUCAUUGAAGAAAAAAUCAAGAGCCUUAACUUAAGUCAAUAAAGACUGAGAA
Molecule: messenger RNA, 1446 nt
Organism: Gossypium arboreum
Lineage: Eukaryota; Viridiplantae; Streptophyta; Magnoliopsida; Malvales; Malvaceae
Product: 30S ribosomal protein S3, chloroplastic-like
Exons: 1
Coding region: 178-834 (218 amino acids)
Biological process (GO): translation
Cellular component (GO): cytosolic small ribosomal subunit
Molecular function (GO): RNA binding; structural constituent of ribosome
Source: RefSeq, a predicted model, not a curated record